Molecule: messenger RNA, 1902 nt
Organism: Cuscuta europaea
Lineage: Eukaryota; Viridiplantae; Streptophyta; Magnoliopsida; Solanales; Convolvulaceae
Source: the annotation of a GenBank genome assembly
GGCACUCAUUGGAGAUAGGGUAACUAAUUAAUGAGAAUGGCUAUGGAAUAUCUUCUUCGCUUAGCCUCAAAUCAUUCCAUAUUAUUAGGCCUAGCUGCUGGGUUGCUUUUAGUCAUCUGGACCACGACAUCACGGGGGCGAAUGAAAAAAAAGAACAAUACUAAGGCGUUACCCCCGCCGGAGGUGACGGGUGCAUGGCCUCUGAUUGGCCACCUCCGGCUGCUAUCCGCCGGGAAGCAACCGCUGGCUCGAACAUUAGGAGCGAUGGCUGAUGAGUACGGACCCAUAUUCAGCAUCCGGGUCGGGAUGCACCGGUCGGUCGUCAUCAGCAGCUGGGAAACCGCCAUGGAUUCUUUCUCUACUAACGAUAAGAUCCUUUCCAAUCGCCCAUCUACUUGUGCUGGAAAGUAUAUGGGCUAUGAGUAUGCAGUAAUGCCAUUCGCACAUCACGGGCCAUUAUGGCGGAGCAUGCGGAAGCUGGUGGUGGGAGAAAUGCUCUCAAACAAUACCCUGGAGAAACUAAAGCCUGUUUGGACGUCAGAAUUACACACCAACCUCAAAGAACUCUACGCUAGUACCAUAACAGGAUCUGGGGCAUCAAAGCCAGUGGACAUAAGCGAAUGGUUCAAGCAUAUGACGUUGAACUUAAUCGUUAAGCUGAUCAGCGGGGGGCGAUAUAAGUACAAGCCAAACAGGGAUGCCACUGCCAGAGACGCCGACGAUGAGGAGACAAGCCGUAUGGGUAAAGCAUUCAGCGAAUUUAUGCGCCUUACGGGGGAGCUUGUUCCCGGAGAUGCAUUUUACCCGACCGGGUUGGUCCGGUGGAUGGAUUUCGGCGGAGCGAUUGCGGCCAUGAAACAAUCCGCUAAAGAUUUGGAUGAUAUCUUUCAGAAAUGGAUAGACGAGCAUGUGGAGAGGAGGAGCUCCAACGCCGCCGCUAGCGGCGUUGAGGAUGAUCGGGACUUCAUUGAUGCUUUACUUUCCGUCACCGACCGGGAAUUCGAGUCUGUCGGCAACUCUUAUACUCGCGAAACCAUCAUCAAGGCGGCACUACAUAGUGUGCUAGUAGACGGAGCAGACACAUUGGGCCUGAACUUGGAAUGGGUUUUGUCCAAUCUGCUGAACAACCCAAUCGCAUUGAAGAAAGUCCAAGAAGAGAUAAACACCAUAAUCGGCGGCAAUGAAAGAUGGGUACAAGAUUCUGACAUUGAACAAAUGGUGUACCUCCAAGCUGCGGUCAAAGAAUCCAUGCGGCUAUACCCAACUGCACCUCUUCUUUCCCCGCACAAAGCCAUCGAAGAUUGCACAAUUGGCGGGUAUGCAGUCACUAAGGGCACCGUCGUGUAUCCCAAUGUGUGGAAGAUACAACGGGACCCGCGAGUGUGGUCGGAGCCGGAGAAGUUCUCCCCGGAGAGAUUUCUGGGGCAUGUUGAAAGAGAGACUGAUCCGGGCAGGUACUUUGGGUUCAUUCCUUUUGGCUUCGGGAGACGAUCCUGUCCUGGAAAUUAUUAUGCUUUGAAAGUGACGCAUCUCACCAUUGCCCGUCUGAUCCAGGGGUUUAACGUCACAACUCCGGGGAAUAUGCCGGUGGACAUGUUGGAAGGGAUAUCCAUCACUCUUACCAGAGCAAAUCCACUCAAAGUGUUUAUUGCUCCUCGACUAUCAUCUUCCUUUUAUGAAUAAGUAGUUUAAGUUGCCAAAUGAUUCUAAAUAAUAUCCCACUCUCUGCUUGUUUAAUUUGGUGCAUGUGUAAAUUAUUUUAAAGCAUGUUUUAUGUACGUGCUUGUUGUUGUUCUCCUACCCAUGAAAGAAGGGUUAAUAAAUUAUUGAUUGUUUCUCAUUAUUUGACUAUGAGUUGCUCUUACACCGUGCAUAUUAUAUCAUUGGAGAUGCUCUUAGAAU